CGUUACGGUCGGUGGGGUGGGGAGAGCUCAAUUCAAUUUAUUUAUCUAUAUCGAGCAAUGGUGGCACUGUUAUGUUAUGACCUAUACUGCUUCAUUGAAUCGAAAUAAUUGCGUUACAAUUUUUUUCUCCCGUGUGAUUGAUGCUGCUGAAUGGAAUUUAUCCAUUGCCAUCCAGGAGCCCAACGAUUUAUCAAAUGGGUUGUAUAAAUAGUGUAAUAGUGUGAUCUUCGGAAUCUGUUGUUCCCGUUUGGAUAUUGGUGACAAAUGUAACCAGUAAUACAAAUUUUUGCCUGAAAGUUGUUAUAUAUAAAACUACAAUGUUGUAUGUAUUCCAUGUAGACGCUGGUCAAAUGACCACCUAUGACAUGAGCCUGACAUUGGAGACUGUGGGAACUUUAAAAAUGGCCAUAGAGAGAAAAACUAAGAUAUUAUCAAACUCUUUGGUGCUCUUGGUGAGUGGUGGUGAGGUACUGCAAUCCGAACAUAUGGUAUCAUCAUACAGCGCUGGAACAGAUACAAAUCCUAUAUACAUGUUCAGCAAGCCCUCUGUAAGAGAUAGUCUUACAAAACAAUCUAUGUGCGAUUUGAGCCCAAUAGCGGAAUUAGGAGCCGGUGAGUCUAGAAGUGACAGUCGUGGUUUUGAUGGAAAAUCUGUGGAGGACCUGAAGGCAAGUGUAGAGUCCUGCCACUCUAUGAAAUUAAAUGAUAUAAACACUGUGAUUUCAUGCGCAAGUCUGGCUCAGAAGUUUAGUGACCUUGCACAUGAGGUAUCCAGGAGCUGCCAGCAUCUGGUUCAUGAGCAGCAUUUACAGCAUCAGGGAUGGGCAGCAGUUGUGGCCAAUUUGGAGGACAUAUACAAUGAGUUUUGUGAACGAUCGAGGAAUUUCAAAGAGUCUUUUAAGAAACAUCGUCAGAAAAAGGAGGAGUAUCAAGAGCAGCUGAACACACUUAGCGAAGUGUUGGAGUCCCUUGGCAAGAUUCCAAUUCUAUCCGCCCUCCAAGUGAAUGCGGAGGCUCAUCGUUUCUCGGGUUUUGACGUUUUUGAAGAGACUUUCGAAGGCCAGCUGUACAGGGUCAGUCAACCGCUAGACAACAGCUCAGAGAGAUGCCAAGAUUUUGGAGUGGAAGCUUUCAAAUUAUCUGAAGAGGAUGUUUUUGAUCAAAAAGAUGCAUCGACAAGUAAAGAUGGAGCCAUUGUACAGUCAGAACCUGCUCCGCAAAUCGAAGAAUCAGAUGAAGGAGAUCGUUUCGACGUAUACUCCUACGAAAGUAAAGAGGAGCCGUCGCUUUUACAUUGGAUACUGGCGCAGGGCAACAAGGCAUCGUUGCAAGAUAUAUUGGACUAUUGCGAGAAAGGACUCGCUUUGAUCGAUGUGGAACCUCUUAAAGAACAAGAAGAGGAACUAUGCCGAAUUUUGGCAAUGGCAAACAUGUAUGGACUAAAGCAAAUUAAGGGCAUAGAGGACCGGCUGUAUGGACUCGAUCAGUUACUCAAUGAGGUUAAGAAAUUAGAGCGAGACCAGCAUGAUCAGGCCGCAUCACUAACUCAGCACCGUGAACGUUUGAACUCGACGUGCGAUCAGUCUGUAUUGCCCACGCUAGUGCAGUCGCACUGGUGUCAGCUCGAGAAGUUGCUCAAAGGACACCAAAUGUUAGUCGACAUUAGACGUCGGAUUACCAAAUCUAAGGAUGAGUUGUCGCAUACACUAAAAGCAAGAUUAGGAACGGUCCUGCGCAUCGAGAAUUCUAUGUCAGUGCAGGAUGCGCACGCCAUGCUGUCGUUCCAGUGCUUCAACCGGCUCGCGAGAUACUUCAGUAUUGUCGCACAGCUACAUCGCGCUCCUUCUGUGUUUGUACGCGCCGCCCACGAGGUUGCACGACGUCGAGCUUUCUCCACUGCAUUUUUACAGUGGGCAACGGAUCUGGCGGCGAUGUUGCAAAAAAUCCACAACGAAGAAGUCUGCCGACGGCAGGAGUUCAACAGCGUGUUCGAAGGCCACUUCCUGAACAAUUUAUUCCCGGGUAUGACGGACUUGCCGCCCCCGUUCGCAACACAGGCUCCGACAGCUUUUGAUGCGCGCCUACCGCAGCUAACGGCUGAAGAUGUGAAGAUCCUCGCUACAACUCUCCCACACUUGACUGCCAACGUGCCCACUUAUGAUAUGGAAACUACUCUUAAAUUCUUUCAACAGAGGGUCCAUGUGUUUGAUCAAGAGGAUAAAGAGGAAGUUAAUGUUGAAUUAUGUCUCGAAGGGACUAUUGAAUUGGAGACCGAAACAGGAGAUUUCGAGAAGCUAACCAACCAAAUAGCACCGAAGGAGACAAUGAACACGUCAACCACAUGUGCCCCCGAGAUGACAGCAGUGUCGACGGUGACAGAGGACAAUAUGGAUACUCAUAAAAUAAACAUAGAAAAAUUAAAUGAACUACUCUUUAAACUAUGUGGAUUAUUUAGACAAAAUAUAUUAUACAUACGAGAAGAAUUAUAUAAUUUAAAAACGGAAAUUGAUGAGCAGAAGAAAUUCUUUAGCAGCAUAAAUUUAGAAUUACUAAAUAAUUGGAAGCGCAGUAAUGAGGAAGCCGAUCUUAGAUUUAGGGAACAAACCCAGAGGUUGACUGUUGACCAUGAGUUAGAGUUGAGUGACAUGAAGGCAGCUUUGAAAGAAAAAGACGAUAUGAUUGACUUACUGAAGAAAGAGAAGGAAAAUAUAAAAUCUGAACAUCAGGAAGAACUAGAGAAAGUGGAUAGAGAACAUCAGGUUACGAAAGAGGUUCUAGAAAAAACUCAACAAGAGAUUAGUGAGUUUCAAAUGAAACUUGAAGAAAUUGAAUUGAAUAAGCAGAAAGAAAUUAAAGAUUUGCAGGAGAAGAUGCACGCAGAAUAUAAAGCAGAGAUUGAGUCCUUGCGUUCAAGAUUCCGUCUGGUCGCCUUGACUAACAUGGAUCGGUCGCCAUCGGAGUCAAGUCUGGAGAAGAUCGAGCGCACAGAUAUGAUCGAGAUCACAAGUCACAAUGCGAUAGUGAUGCAGACCAAGGAGAAUGCGGAGGUCGAGAAGGAGGAGGCCGUAAAAGAGGCAGUAGCCAAAUGCGAAGUUGAAUGGAGGCAGAAAAUGGAAUCUGAACUGGACGUAGUCAAAUCCAAGUAUGAAGUUGAGAAACAGGUGACCAUCAACGACGUUCGUGGCCGACUGUUGUCUGAGAAGGAUCGCCAGCUGGAGGUAUUACGCGAGCGUGAACAAGCGCUGGUACGCGAGUGCAAUAAGUACAGAGAUACUAUACAGCAGCUCACCGACCCAGAGACCAACGACUAUGAUGCGCUGCUUAAAACACAGUUCACAUCACUUGAAAAUGAGAAGGCACUUCUUCAACAACAACUUGAGGAACUGAAGAAGGAAUUAGAUAAGAAAACUGAAGAGGGAGAGAAGAAAGAAACAAAUAAAGAAGAAGAUGUUUCCAGAGCCGGGCGCGGAUGGCGCGGAUGGCGCGGCCACACGCCGCUGGGGCUGGCGGGCGGCUCGCUGAGCCUGUCGUCGUGCCUGCCCGGACACACCGUGCUCGUACUGUGGGACCCCGCCCACCACAACUACACAGUCAUGCAGGAAUCGUCGACUAUGUACUUCGUGUACAGUGACUGCCUACCGUCCCUCGAUCUCAGUAUACAAGUGGAUAACGAAAGCGAGAGACGUCUCUACGCCAUAGCUACUGUUGAAUCCAAAGAAUAUUGUUAUGCGAAGAAGAGCAGUAACCGGUACAGCAUGCCGCGCGGGUCGCGGUUCUACCGCGUCCGGGUGCGACCGCCGCGCCCGCACCUGCCGCCGCCGCCCUGCUGCCCCGCCGCCGCGCCCCCGCCGCCCCCCGCACACACCGCACCCCCCGCACACACAGCACACACCGCGCACACAGACGUCACACCCAAGCCAGAUAAAAAGAAAAGCCGGGUCCUCUCCGUGAUCGGUGAAAAUCGACCGGUCAAGAAAUGGUUGACCUACAUGCAUGCACCAGACAUACAAAAGCCGGCAGAGCCGAGUCGCAGUGAGGUAGCUACUGCGACGCUCAUAAAUCUGGAGUCGCCGGUGGCGGCCGCGCCCGCCGUCGGGACCGUGGACACAGAGCAGUUUGAUUCCAUAGAGACUAGCGACCAGUGGCAAACUUCCAAGAUGCAGAUGUCCACCGCUAGCACUUUAACGGAUAUGGAAUGCAGCGUAGGCCGUUGCCUGGGCCCCGAGCCCUCGGAGCAGACAUUACGCGCGGUGUUGUUGGGAGCGAGGGCGGCGGGGCCUGCCAACGUGCCCGAGGCAGAGGCCGAGGCCGAGACCGAGGUCGCUGACCCGGAGGCGGGCCCGGCGGAGUUGGCCGAGGAAGCGGCGCCCUGACGGCCCUGCGGCUCCGCCAUUUUGCCGUGUCGCAAGUCGUGAGACAUCGUGCAGACUCGGAUAUUACUUACUUGGGCUGGUUUUGUGUCCAUUUUAAAUUGUUUAUUCACGGGUCGGUGAAAUCGCGAUGCCUAAGUACGUUACGAAUGUCGUGUCGAUACUUUAUUCUCAGCCACCCAUUGUUUGUGGUGGCGAUGUCGACGUCUUGUGAUUCGAGGGUUGUAGAUGAAUGUAACUUAAAUUAAUAUCUCGUUUGUAUAUUUUGACGGGUAAUAAAACAAUAAAAAUUGCAGUCUACAAAUGUAGACAUGCAUCUGUGUGCUGAUGUUUCGUGCUCACAUACCGAGUGUAUAGCCACAACCAAUCAGCAUGCGGCACGCAAAUCGGGCGCGUUUCAUAUCUGAAUCUCACCGAUCCGUGAGCGAAGGCUCUUACCGACUUUCCGAGCAUUGAUUCACUUAGUCUUCCACGGUUUCGACUCAUAGGGACAAUUUUUCAACUCUAAAACUAUAAUAUCAUACAUGAUGUGAAUGCACUCGGAAUCGCGUCAUGAGUUCCUCGCUACAAAUAAUACGUAUGUGAUUUUAUUGCGCGAUAAAUAUUUAUAUUAUUAUAUUUUCAUGGUUAGAAUGACUGAUUCAGUUUAUGAAGUCUCCUUCGAUUCGAAUUAUUUCAUUCUCUACAAUAGUACAAAUUUAUAUAGUCGUCAUAAAGCUUUAUAUAUUUUAUUUUGCAAUCUACGUUUACUAUUUUAAUUUUAUAUUGCGUUGUGUUUGUGUGUAAGUUCUUUUAUAAGUUAUCGUAAUUAUAAUUUGUGAUGACCUAAAUUUUAUUUUAAAUUAUGUUCGGCUGUUGUAAUGUCAGCGCACAGGAGUAUAGAAUUCGUGCUGUAUUAUUAUCCCAUAUAAUUAGAAUAUUAUCGAGUAUGGUGAUUACUGAUGGUAUUAAAAGGAUGUUUAGGAAUGUAUUAGAUCUUAGAGCCUUGAUAAUUCUUAAUAUUGACAUAAUUUUUAAGUCUGUUUACUUGAUACAGUCAUAGUGAUUACUAGUUGAAUAAUCGAUCCCGAUAUUAGGAAUUUCUAUUACAAGCUAUAAAACUUAUUACGUAAUAAGCUUUUGCAAUUGAUAACGCUUAUACACGAUCUCGAACUUUCUUGAACUUUUUAGCCACUAAUGAAUGAUAUUGACAAUCAAAUGGUACUCUCUUGGAACUCAUUAGUUAUAUUUUCAUAAGAAAUGAGUAAUUAUAGUCGUAGAUACGAAUUUAUUACAACGUGAACACAUAUUUCCAUGAUGACAAAUAAACUAAUAUAUACAAGUAAUAAAAAGCACACACACACAGAUAUUUGCGUCCGUAAGUUGUUUUAGCUGUUCUUAUAUUAAUAAUAAAUGUAGAUUUGUUAUUCGAAGCGCAAAUUGUGAAAUUAUGUUGUAAAAUAUCAAGAUAUUGCUUCGUGUUAGGGUGGAUUUAGACUAAUGGAAACGAAAAAAACUCUUCUUCCACUUCAUAGAUCGUAUCACACUUAGAGCAUUUUAUAGUUGCUCAACUACAUUCGCGAACAAUUUUGUACGUCAUUCGCUUCGUCUAAACCUAUUAUUUAGUGAUCUGUUCUUGUCCUGUGGUCUUAGUCUAAAUCCACCUUUAUAUUUGUUUGUGGCCUUAUUAUAAGUGGCGCCCAACAUGGGGCUACACGUGCCUCCGACCGUACUUUCAGAAUAUAGAACUUUCUGGAAGUACUAUUGGAGACGCCGUUAUCGGCUUGUGCCGAGUGCUGUGAUAGUGCGUGCUGUGCUCACCUCAAAUCAUAACGAACGGUUUUAAAAGUACAAAGCUAGAAAUUCUAAAUAUAAUCCGUACAAUAGGGCCUAUCAUUAAGGACAUUAUAAUAAACAAUUGUUGCGUUGCAAAUAAGCCUGUUUUGUACUAAUAAAACUGUUUGGAACUGUUGACUUCAGCAAUAUUAAAUUUUUUAUAAUAUGUAUCGGUGUCACAAUAAUGCUUACUGGCGACAUGUGCCAAUCACUGAGAGAUGUAGCAUCACUGGCAUGUAGAUUCAUAGUCGACGAGAAAUGAUAAGGUAUAAUAUAAAUUUAUUAAGAUUACGAGUGAUUAAGUCCAUGUAACAUGUUUAAUGUAAUGAGGCAACAACUAACUAUGUUGCUAUUGUACAUAGUUGUUUGAUGAAGUAUAAAAUAGGGUCUAAUCACUAAGUUUUACAAAAGCCAUGUUUUAUCCGGUCACAUGUUCGAUUUAAAAUUUGAUGAAGUACGAUUACGUAUAAUUAAGUUUUUAAGGUUAGCUUUAGCCAUUUGACUUUGUAUGUUGUUCUCUGAGACGAAUUUAUCUGAGUAAAACAGUUGUAGGAUACACUGAGAGAACACCAUGCGUUGCUGAUGGUUUGGUCGUUUGUGCUGGAUAGUCAUGUUAGACUUAUGUAACGAAAUCCUCAUGGGUUCUCGCAUCGUUAAAAUUUUGAUCGUCGUGUCAUGUUAUUGUGUCAUACAGACAUUUUUUGGAAUGUUUUGCGAUUCACAUAUUGCGUAAUAAUAAAUCUACUGUGUGAGAUUGCUUUAUGGACUAUUUUGUAGUGACCAAUUUUAUCAUACACAAUAAACAAUGUAAAAUUGAAAAUUUUAAUGUAAUUUUUAUAUACAAUAAAUAGACCA
Achroia grisella is the source of this 7040-nucleotide messenger RNA. It is a transcript of the gene Atg17, whose product is annotated as RB1-inducible coiled-coil protein 1. Gene Ontology annotation, cellular component: phagophore assembly site membrane; Atg1/ULK1 kinase complex; extrinsic component of membrane. NCBI's taxonomy places the organism in Eukaryota, Metazoa, Arthropoda, Insecta, Lepidoptera, Pyralidae. Gene Ontology annotation, molecular function: molecular adaptor activity; protein kinase binding. Gene Ontology annotation, biological process: piecemeal microautophagy of the nucleus; positive regulation of protein phosphorylation; reticulophagy. The transcript has 23 exons. The record is from RefSeq and is a predicted model, not a curated record. The coding region runs from base 318 to 4373 and encodes 1351 amino acids.